GUCCAACUUUGCCCUGCUCUCUAAAGCACUGUCAAGGGCACCGGAUCUAGUACAGCUCCUGAAGAUGUCGGAUCGCUUCUACGUUGAGCCGAAGCCCGGAGACCUCAUAGAAAUUUCCCGUUUGGGUUACCAGCACUGGGCCAUCUAUGUCGGUUCUGGUUACGUGAUCCACCUGGCUCCUUCAAAUGACUUCAUGAAGGCCAGCACCUCCAGCAUCGCCUCCGUCGUGUCGGAAAAAGCAGUGGUGAAAAAGGAACUCCUGUGGGAAAUCGUCGGCAACGACGCCUGUCAGGUCAACAACAAAUACGAUCAGAAAGACAGGCCUCUUCCCGCUGACAAAAUCGUCCGGGAGGCGGAAGCACUCUUGGGAAAGGAAAUGCGCUACAGCUUGGCCAGCGAGAACUGUGAACAUUUCGUCACCAGGCUGCGUUAUGGCAGAGCUCGGAGCGACCAGGUGAGAGACACCUUGAUUGCCGGCACGGUGGGGCUACUUGGAGUAGGUGUCGCGGCAGUUGUGGCGACGGUGCUCGGCCUUAUAUUGCUGCCCAGCAAGCGUGACGAGGACUGAACACCUCACACUUCUGUCCCAGGCUGAGGGUCUCCCCACGCUUAGAGAAACUUCUCCUAGUUGAACGUCGCCACGCUCCUACUUUGUCCUAGAUUUCAGACUCCGAAAUACCAACGAUUCGUUUUCUCAAUUCCAAGAACAAGAU
Messenger RNA from Elgaria multicarinata webbii, 713 nucleotides. Its product is annotated as phospholipase A and acyltransferase 3-like. Gene Ontology annotation, cellular component: cytoplasm. NCBI's taxonomy places the organism in Eukaryota, Metazoa, Chordata, Lepidosauria, Squamata, Anguidae. The transcript has 4 exons. Gene Ontology annotation, molecular function: A2-type glycerophospholipase activity; glycerophospholipid phospholipase A1 activity. The coding region runs from base 65 to 568 and encodes 167 amino acids. Gene Ontology annotation, biological process: N-acylphosphatidylethanolamine metabolic process. The record is from RefSeq and is a predicted model, not a curated record.